Messenger RNA from Chelmon rostratus (copperband butterflyfish), 5100 nucleotides. It is a transcript of the gene phactr4a, whose product is annotated as phosphatase and actin regulator 4a. Gene Ontology annotation, molecular function: actin binding. The record is from RefSeq and is a predicted model, not a curated record. The transcript has 15 exons. The coding region runs from base 486 to 3854 and encodes 1122 amino acids. Lineage: Eukaryota; Metazoa; Chordata; Actinopteri; Chaetodontiformes; Chaetodontidae. Gene Ontology annotation, biological process: neural crest cell migration; actin cytoskeleton organization.
ACGUGAAAGACGUUUUGACAGCAAAGUGUUAACAAAGGGGAUUUAAAUAAGCAUUUAAAUGCUCUCUGCCAGCAUUUGGUGAAAUAUCUAGGCGAUGUUUGUAUGCUCUGUUUUUUCGCACGCUCCAGAAAGUUACUUUUGUGACUUUAUUUGGGUCAAAGGGUAGUUAGUGAAGCUAGUUCCGCCUUGCUUUCUCCCUGUGAUGGACAGCAGCGACAAGUGUCAAAAGUAAUCAGGGCUCUGCGAGAUAACGUUACAGGAUAAACACGUCUGCUGCCUUUUGGAUACAUUUCCACACAAGUUAGCCGGUUACGAGAAAAGGAGUGCCAUAAUCACUGCUGCUAAGUUGUCCUGCUUGAACUGGACGUUACAGCCAAACUGCAAGGAAAAGGUUUCUGGGGAAGAUUUAAAUGAUGAUCAAUGAUCUUCAGUAGAAGUAAGUUGAUGAAACAGGAGCUGCUGACUGCUGAGCUUUGGACACUGUGAUGGAAAAUCAUGACGAUGAGGUCGACCUGCAACACAGCACAACACGGGGUGAAGAAGGAAACUCUGAUGGGGGAACACCUCCAACAAAACGCAAAGGCAAGUUCUCCAAAAUGGGAAAGAUCUUCAAGCCCUGGAAAUGGAGAAAGAAGAAGCCAAGUGAAAAGUUCACUGAAACAUCGAUAGCCUUGGAAAGAAAAAUUUCUGUUAGAAAAAGUCGUCAAGAGCUGGUUGCAAGAGGGGUUCUAAAGGAUAUUCCAGAGAAUGAGAGCAAUGACGUAAGGUCCUCUAAAGGUCCCCCAGUGAAAAAUGGACACCCCAUGCCGAUGGAUGUGGACAGGGUGUCUGAAGCAGGGGUACGAGUGUCUCGAGGGGAAUCUGACAUCAAGGCGAAUCAACUCAGGCUGCCCCAAGCAGAUGAACGUCGAAGCAGAGCUCCAUCCGAUGCUUCCCGAACUAGCCGGGCACCUCUUGACGUGGACUCUCACGCACGGCUUCCUGUGGACGUAGACAGACGAAGCCGCGUACCAUCAGAUCUUGACAAGAGAGGUGGAUCUUUACCCCGAGGACCUCCACAAGAUGAUAGAUACCGCAGAGAAGAGAGGAGAGAUGGCAAAGAUGACAGGGAGGACAGAGGAAGGAAAAACAGGGAAGACAUGGAAAGAAGGGACUGGCGAGAGGAAAGGGAAAGGGAUGGGGGAGUUGACCGAAAGGAAGACAGAGACUUCAGGGAUAGGCGAGACUGGAGAGAUGAUAGAGAGAGGAGAGAUGAAAGAACAGAGAGAGACAACAGGGAAAGGAAAGAUCGGGACGAUAGGGAGCGAAGAGAUCGGGACGAUAGGGAGCGAAGAGAUCGGGACGAUAGGGAGCGAAGAGAUCGCGACGAGAGAGAGCGAAGAGAUCGCGACGAGAGAGAGCGAAGAGAUCGCGACGAGAGAGAGCGAAGAGAUCGCGACGAGAGGGACCGAAAGGAUCGGGACGAGAGGGAGCGCAGAGAUCGCGACGAGAGGGAAAGGAAGGAUCGGGACGAGAGGGAGCGUAGAGAUCGCGACGAGAGGGAAAGGAAGGAUCGGGACGAGAGGGAGCGCAGAGAUCGCGACGAGAGGGAAAGGAAGGAUCGUGACGAGAGGGAGCACAGAGAGCAUGAGGAGAGGGAAGGGAGAGAUAGGGAUGAGAGAGGAAGAAGAGAUAGGGACGAGAGGGAAAGGAGGGACAGGGGAGAAGAUAGGGAUUGGCGUCUUGAGAGAGAAAGAAGAGAGAACAGAGAUGACAGGAAAGAUGACAGAGAAAGAGAAGACAGGGAGAGGAAAGACGUGCGAGGAGAAAGAGAUGAUGGGGAUAGGAGAGAUGACCGAGACAGGAGAGAGGAUAGGGACAGAAGAGAGGAUAGGGACAGAUGGGAUGACUGGGCCAAGAGGAAUGAAAGAGAGCGACGAGAUGAAACGAGGGAUGAGAAGGAGAGGAGAGAAAAGCCGGAGCCUCAGCGCACUGUGGAUGACUCGCGGCCUAUCGUCAGGCCUGCCUCUGAUAUAGACUUGCGGCCUCCUCUACAGAAGAGUUCCUCGGAGGACAACAAGAGGGCUCGCCCAGCCUCAGAGGCCGACAAGAGGAGUACCCUGCCCAGAUACAUCCCAGCUACAGAGUUCAGAGAACGCUCAGAGUCCGCUGGUGUCCGCUUCGUCUCUGACUCUCAUCCAGCAAAAGACUCCCAGCAGGAACCUCCGCCGCCCAAACAGGCUCUGCUCCCCCCUAAAUUUCUCACCGCUCCCUCCACUGAGUCCAACCGGAGUCCAAACCCCUCCUCUUCUUCAUCCUCCUCAUCCUCCUCCUCCUCCUCUUCCUCCUCCUCAUCCUCCUCUGCUCCCGUAGCCGUGGCCAAGCCGCCGAGGACAGUCUCCCUACUGGCUGAUGACCCGCCUCGACCCUCCCUCGCUGCUCCUUCCUCAGCUGACUCUGACGCGCCACCCCCUAUCCCUCCCCACGCCAAGCAGCCCCCUGUCCCUCCACCCAAACCCACCAACCGCAACAGCAACCCUGCACUGCUUGCGGAGCUUUCACAGCCUGGAAGUGGCAUCAUCAUCGUGCCAGCUCCCGCUAAGCGCUCGCCACCGACACCACCAAAGAGGAUGACCCCUGUAACCAAGCGCCAUUCUGUGGACCCCUCCCCUCCCAGUCAGGUCCCAGAGUCUCCCACUGCUGACCCGACCGCUGCCCCUGCACUGCCGCCCCCUGCUGUCCAUAAAGGAGAGAGCAGUGAGGACAAGACAAACGCAGCAGCAGUUCCUCAGGCCUCCACUGAGUCUUUCCCUUCACCACCAUCCCACAUACCUCCAUCCCCUCCCAGGGUCCAGUCGCUGCAGCCGCCAGGCACGUCCUCCUCUGGUCCGGUGCCCAGCGUGCAAGCCGAUCCCCCUAGCCCGACCACCGAGCCUCCCAGCCAGCCACCAGCCAUUCCCCUGCACAUCCUCAUCCAGAGAGCCCUGGCCAGCCCCGGCCCAGCUCAGCCAAACCCAGACGGCUCCCAGAGGGCACACUCACUGUUGUUUGAGUCUCCUCCAGAUUUCCUCAUCGAAGGGGGGAAUAACCCGAGGCACUCGCUCCCCAUCACCAUCGAACCUCUGAGGCUGCCAGAAGACGAUGACUUUGACAUGGAGGAGGAGAUGCGGAAGCUUCAGCCUCAGAGGAUUCCUCGCCACCCUGAGAUGGAGCCCCGCAGCAGGAGGGGUUUGGUGGGGGAUCCCAGAGUGAGUGUCAUCCACGAGAGUGGAGGCCCCGGGGACAGUGAGGAGUCUGACUCUGACGGCCCCAUCCUGUACAGAGACGACGACGACGAUGAUGACGACGAGGAAGGCCCUCCGAGUGGGCUGGCGAGCCGCGUGAAGAGGAAGGACACGUUAGCCCUGAAGCUGGAGAGACAAGAGAGGGAGGAAAGGGCUGAUCAGGAGAACCACAAUGAAAUGAGCUGGCACAACAGGGAGCAGUGGGUGGCGCUGAGGAACAAGAUCGGCACCACCCUGAACCGGCGGCUGAGUCAGAGACCGACAGCAGAAGAGCUGGAGCAAAGAAACAUCCUUCAAGCCAAGAACGAAACGGAUCGACGAUUAGAGAGAUGCGAGAUCAAACGGAGGCUCACGAGAAAGCUGUCGCAGAGACCCACAGUGGCUGAACUCCAGGCCAGGAAGAUCCUGCGUUUCCACGAGUACGUCGAGUCCACCCAUGCUCACGACUACGACCGGCGGGCAGAUAAACCGUGGACCAAGCUCACUCCUGCUGACAAGGCUGCCAUCCGCAAAGAGCUCAAUGAAUUCAAGAGUUCAGAGAUGGAGGUUCACGAAGAAAGCAGGAUCUAUACCCGGUUCCACCGGCCUUAGCUGUCCAUGCUGACCAGAGAAGCACUUAGACUGGGAGUGGUGAGGAGGCACAAGUCCCUCUCCCCACUGUGAACUGAACAUGUGGCCCAUUUGGUCCCUUUUUAACUGACUGCCUGCUAACGUGCGUCAUCUGAAGACGACGCUGUCGCUGAUGACUGGAACCAGAGCCAAGGAAGCCUCGAAUCAAUUCAACCUCGGGUGGCCCUCAGACGCACUCCAGUUCAUAGACUGUGGAAUUCAGGACAGGAUGUUUGCUGGUGCGUCCACGUUGGAGGCACCCGGUGCCAACACUAACAGAGCGAGGAAUCCCCCUCCCUCCUGCUGGGGGCUCAGAAAGAGUUAGAUUGAACGGAAAGGACAACUGCUGGAGGGUUAUCACACUGUCUCUGUCAGGGGAAACCACUCUCACCAUGCCUUUACCUGCCUUCACGUUAUAUUUUCUCUCUUCCUUGCAAAACGGGAAGACCGUGCACAUAAAUGGAUCAUUGUAGUUCCUAGUAACACUGUCGACGGUACCACCAAACUGAUCUGGACUCAGUUUAAACACCGUGCUUAUGUUAGGUACCACAAACGUCUACCCAAAGGUGCCACACAGCACCAGCCUUACUCCUCACAUGAUCUCACACACUCAUUGUAUGUGAUUAAAGGUUCAGAUAAAAUGUGACAGACUUGUGUACAGCAGUGUGUUUCUUAUUUAACACUCAGUUAGAGCUCUAUGUGGAUCAACAGUUAGAGCUCUGCGUGUAGACCCUCAGAGCUCUGAUUCCAACCUGAUAUCAGAAAGUGUGCAUUUUACUGUAUUUUGUUGAUCAUUUAAAUGAUUCUCAUGGAGCACAUAUCUCUAGAUUAUUUUCUAAUACGGCACCUUAUGUUCCUUAUUUGGCUGUGUAGAAAAUUAAAAACUUUUGAGCCUAUAAUUCUAUGUUUAUAAUUGAGUUAUUCAAACAGGAAAAUGUACAUAUUUUUAUUUUCCUGCCUAUUUUAUGGUACUUUAUAUAUGCAAGUCCAUAGUUGGCUGCAAUUGUAUAGAUCAGUUAUAUAGAUUUGAUUGACUUUAUAUUGUACAUCCACAGUAAUGCUGAUAUGUUUUAAUUGUAAAGUAUUUCUCAAAUGUUAUUUCCAAGUAGUGACGGCACAAAACAGUUCUUUUUUUUUUGAUACAGAGAUCUUUAACAUGUUUUGCAAACCACACUGUAUAAAUGAGCAAUCCACUCAGAAAUUAAAAUAACCUGUGAUUUUCAUUCAA